Messenger RNA from Lathyrus oleraceus (garden pea), 886 nucleotides. RefSeq names its product protein disulfide-isomerase 5-1. The record is from RefSeq and is a predicted model, not a curated record. Bases 139 to 627 code for a protein of 162 amino acids. NCBI's taxonomy places the organism in Eukaryota, Viridiplantae, Streptophyta, Magnoliopsida, Fabales, Fabaceae. Gene Ontology annotation, biological process: protein folding. Gene Ontology annotation, cellular component: endoplasmic reticulum. The transcript has 4 exons. Gene Ontology annotation, molecular function: protein disulfide isomerase activity.
GGGGCUCAGUGAGGCAAACAAGGCACGAGAAGAAGAGAUACAUAUCAUCCAUCACGCGCAAAAUACGUGACUGCUAGAUCUAGAGAGUAAAAUCUUGCGGUGGCGUAGCAAAAGAGAGAGAGAAUCAAACCAUAGAUCAUGAGAACUCGCCGCCCGCACACUCACUCCGCCGCCGCAACCGCAAUUCCAUCCUCUCUUCUUCUAAUUCUAACAACAACAUGUCUCCUUCUUCUCUCUUUUUCAAUUCCCACUCAAUCCGAAGUCAUCACUUUAACCUCCGACACCUUUUCCGAUAAGAUAAAGGAGAAAGAUACUGCGUGGUUUGUGAAAUUCUGCGUUCCCUGGUGCAAGCAUUGCAAGAAUUUGGGCUCGUUAUGGGAUGAUAUAGGGAAGGCAAUGGAAAAUGAAAAUGAAAUAGAGAUUGGAGAAGUUGAUUGUGGCACGGAUAAAGCUGUUUGUUCUAAAGCUGAUAUUCACUCAUAUCCUACGUUUAAGGUUUUCUAUGAUGGAGAAGAAGUUGCCAAAUAUCAAGGUACAAGGGAUGUUGAAUCAUUGAGAACUUUUGUUUUGGAUGAAGCUGAAAAGGCAGCAGCAAAAGCACAACUCGACAGUGAUAAAGAAUUGUAACUAGUUUUGAGGUAGCAACCGAGCCUCCCACUCCCUUCACAAUUAUUCUUUAUUCUCUCUAGAAUUUUGUGAUAGUAUGUUGUAAGGGAUGACUUAAAAUCUCAGACGACGGUGUUAAAUCAGUGUGUGAGGCCAUUUUUCUUUUUUGUUUCACAUUUGAUAUUGAUUCUAGGAAAGUUCUGUUGAGGAUAUCUUAAUUCUUGUGAACAAAUUUCCCAUUUAGGAUGAAUUACCUGAAAAGAAUGGUUAGUUCAGUCAA